GCAGUUGAAAGAAAUUCGGUAAAGUAGCAUGCGAUAGCCACGGCACUAUGGAGCGGUUCAUGAUUUCUCCAUGAUUUAGAGAACAAUUCUACGUCCUAGUGAACGCUCACCUAUCAUGAUCAUCAACGGAGGCCGCCUAGCAGCUAGGGAGCAGGAUAGCAAUGCUACGAAAGAUGCAGCAAGGUUCUUUUCGAAUUUGUUCGGUGUUGAGUACCUGGAAAGAUAUAUUGGUGAUAUCACCUUCUUCAAAAGGCUUGCGUCGUUCCCCAAAUCUAAGCGAGGGGUUGGGCCCCCUUCAGCAGCAGCGAGUGGUUCCGACAACUCACGAGGAUGCCAAGACUUGUUUCCGGACCAGCCUUUCACGGAACCCAACUGCCUACCAGAUGCCUGGAAAGAACGCAGGACAGCACAGGAUCCGCGCAUUUUCUUGGCUGUGGUGGAGAAUCUGCUGAAGAUUAUCCAAAAGUGCGGCAGGUGGGAGCUCAAAUCAUCCGAUGCGCGAGAAAUAGAGUCGGAGGUGAAAUCGAUUUCAGAGACCUUCGGCUUGGAGGUGCUCGAGAUCUUACGGGCUUUCUACAUCGAUGCAUUAAACCGCCGUAUUUUGUUGUGUGCGCUUUCGUUCCAGUCCCUUAAUCACUUUAGACUUUGUGGCAUCAUUUUUUAGAGGGAAAACAAGGCAAGAUGACAGAGAAAACAAGACAAGACGCGAAGUUGAUUGUGACAGUUAAAACAAAUUAUGACCCUG
Molecule: messenger RNA, 745 nt
Organism: Pisolithus orientalis
Lineage: Eukaryota; Fungi; Basidiomycota; Agaricomycetes; Boletales; Pisolithaceae
Exons: 7
Coding region: 116-664 (182 amino acids)
Source: RefSeq, a predicted model, not a curated record